Molecule: messenger RNA, 3587 nt
Organism: Limulus polyphemus (Atlantic horseshoe crab)
Lineage: Eukaryota; Metazoa; Arthropoda; Merostomata; Xiphosura; Limulidae
Product: little elongation complex subunit 2-like
Exons: 13
Coding region: 389-3580 (1063 amino acids)
Biological process (GO): snRNA transcription by RNA polymerase II; snRNA transcription by RNA polymerase III; positive regulation of transcription by RNA polymerase III
Source: RefSeq, a predicted model, not a curated record
UUUUGGUAUUCGAUGUAUACAUACUCGUACUCACGGGAACAAAACGUAUAUUGUAAUUUAAUAAUAAUAAUAGUUUCUUGUUUUUCCUAGGAGAUAUUGUUAUUGAUAAGCAAAUUAGUCCUAAAGAUUUUCCUUCAGAGUUAUAUAUUACGAAUCAUUUUUUUUAUUAUUAAACAGAAGUUUAACUUAAUUUUGAGUUUGAGUAGGAGAAUGAUCCAUGGUCAGAAAAUGUUGAAGAAGCUGGAGAAGUAAAAACAGCACAUCAGGAAUUGAAACAGAAUAUGAAUCAACUAAAUAACAAAGUGCUGUGCAACUCAAUUUCCUUGAUAUCGUGUGGACCACACGUUUGCCAUUCUCCGAUUCUAUUCUUUGAUGUACUGUGUUAGGCAUGGCUUUCCAGCUCAACUGGAAUACUCCUAUUGUCAAUGGAAGAGAAGUGUUCUUCAGCAAGGAAUCCUUCGACUUUCAUUCUGUAGUUCAUCAUGAUAUGAUACAGAGCUUGAAAAGAAAGUGGCAAUCUAGACAAUGUGGAGAUGUUGACCACAAGGAAUCAGACAUCAAAUCUUGGAGUUCGGAAUCUGACAGUGAAGAGUGUUUGUCAAAUACAAGUGGUUUAGGACAAAAUGUUCAAAAGUCAAGUUCGAAGAAUAAGGACAAGUUACAACAAUGUAAGCCUUAUAAGACACCACAGUUUUCUAGCCUUUCAAAGCAAGAACAUAGAUGUUACUUAGGCCUUCUUCAGAAGUACUCAUCGAAAGUUGUCCAGUGUCCUACUGAAGCUGAAAAAGCUGAGAUAAAAAAACUUGCAGAUCUACACAGUAAAGUUGUUACUGAACAGCAGGAGUUCAGUGAAUACCUUCGGUCAUCUGUCAGACAGUGGAGUAAAAUAUUCUUGUAUAUACAUCCUGAAGCUGAACGAUACGUAAAGGAAUUAAAACGAGCUGAAUUUUUGAGAGCUUAUCGUUACAAUAGAUACCUUGUAACAGACAGGGUGCUCCCAUUUCCAACCAAUCUGGUACAGAAAGUGGCUUUUGAGAAGUUACAAACAAUCUUACAGUUGGGCAGACUUCCUCGGCUUGUGUUACCAUCUUCGGACAGGAAAUGCAUUCUUCCUCUUGAUUAUAGCAAGAUAAUCAAGAGAUUUCCAGUUCCAAACUUUUCCAAUACCAAACAGUACAAUCAAGUACACCCCAGUAAAAAGCUUGUGAAUGAAGACACCAUUGCUGAGAACCUUGCAAGAAAAUAUAAUGCAGACGUUGUACUAUCUUUGAAUGCUCUAAAGACUCUGUUAAGUAACCAGAAACCACAUUUUGAUCAGCAGUGGGAGUUGCCGGUUAUAAUAAAGAACAAAGAAAAUGAUGAUGGGCAGAAGGAAGAGAAGAUAGUCUAUGUGGAUACCCCGAUAAUUUCAGACACGACCUGUUGUAGAGAACUCAACACACUUUUCCAUAACUACUCGUUGAGAGUACAGUUCACCCACUUCAACCUGUCUCGAAUGAGACGAAUGAAAACAGUUACUGAUGGGGAGGUAAACCAGGAUCUUUCUAGGGCUGAAAAUUCAGUUGCUGAUGAUGUUUUUGAUGAUGAAGUUAACAAUAUAUCAAAUCUAGAGACAUUUGGUACAAAUAACGGUGGUGACUUGUGUUAUAAUACUUCCCAUACAGAUUCUCAGGCUUUUGAGAAAAAAAACAAUUUAAUUGAAUUUGGAAGAAAAGACUGUGACUUUGAAGAUUUGUUUGUGAGCCAAAAAGCAAAUGGCAGAAAAGAUGAAGAAGAAAAUAAAAUCUCAAUACCUACACACGUCACUGCUGGUGAAGACAUAGAAAUGAAUCAGAAAAGGCAAGAUAUGGACAGUAAACAACAUGAUGGUGUUGAAACCCAGUUAACUCAAAGCAUAUGCAGUAAUCUGAAUGAAUCUGAUCUACAACAACAAUCACGUGAUGAUGCUACGGGUAUUGAACUGAGUCAGGAAAAUUCAUCGUAUAAUACGGAAGAGUUAGUCCUAAACGCUAAUGAAAAGGAAGGGAAAGGUCAGCUUGAAGUUGAUGAACACAACGUUAUUGAGUUGGUUCCGUGUGUGGACUCGGACUCAGAUGGUUUAAUUAUUGAUUUAGAAAAUAAAGAUGAUAAAGACAGUAGCAACACAGAGCACAAGGUUUGCAGUGUUGGUGAAAACUCUCUCUCUCAAAUUCAGUCAGACUCCGACUCAAACGAACUUGUUAUUGACUUUGAAGAUAGAGACAAAAAUAGCAAUUGCACAGAGAAGAAAGCCAUUCAGAAUAACAGAUCACAAAACAAGGAACAAUCAUCAGAUAAAAUACCAAGUGUUGAAACAAAGACCUGCUUUGUGGAAGAUAACCUACCCAACUCGGGUGAGUCAAAGAAUUCAGGUUCGAAACAUCAUAAAAACUUUGAAGAAGUGGGAUAUUGUCAAACACUUACAAGAAGUGACCUAAAUAGGGUCAAUCGUAAUCCUGUACAAAACCAAAAUCAAGAUUCAGAUAAUCCCGAUAUCAGUUCUAAUACUGACGAACUUCAACUUUCACCAGUUUCUAGACGUCAAGAAAAGUCACCUCCUUCACUCGCAUCUCCUUACAGAAGGGUAACAAGAAGCCAAACCAAAAAAUCUGAAGUUGAUAUCACACCAAAAAUAGAACUCGGAAAGCAGUCUAAGAUAUCACAACCUGGUCAACGGAGUAGUGAGGACAAUAAAGUCAGGAGAGUAAGUGCUAGGCUUAGACGUCAAUCUCAGCGUUUGUCCUCUGCUAGUGAAGAUGAAGGAGCAUUUGUAAGAAGGAGUGGGUUCUCACCGCCAAAGAUUUCUAGGAGUGGAAAAAAACAUUCAUUGUCAGAGAGCAGUAAUAAAAAGUCCACAUUUACAAAUCUUACUAAAACAGAAACGGCUGUAGAUUCUGGAUCUAUGUGCCAGUCAGGAGACAACACCAACUCAAGUUAUCCUGUUGAAGCUAGCAGUUGUGAAGUAGAGAAUCUAGAAAAGCAAACUUACAGCAGCUCAGAAAAUGAUCUGGUGAUUGAGGAAACAGAGAAGAAUGACAAAAAUGACUUUAAAGAAAACAAAAAGUCCUCCAAACAGAAUCUUAAUAUUCAAGGCACACAGUCAGUAGAAAUGAAACCCCAAAAUAAGCAACACGACAAGAAUAACACUAGUCAAUUUGAUUCUUCUUCAAACCAGAGAUUUAACCAAGAACUCAACCGCUCGGCAAGUGCAGGUUUUCAGUUUUCACUAGAAGAUGAAGACCAGACUUUACAGAGUAAUAAUGAAGUCAAACAAAGUACAGAUGUAAAGAAUAACCAAAGAAUUGUUUCAGCUUCCUCCACUCUCGAUGAGAUUUUGACUCUGCAGGAAAGAAUGUUCAAGAAAGAUGGUGAAAAACAAAGUUGUUUGACCGGUACAGUGACAGUAUCCCAAGAAGGAGUGGAAGACCCAAGUGAAUAUCCACCACUAGAGCCAUUUGAAAAUGUAACGUACAGUCUGUGGCAACUUGAAGAUCUUAAACUCCUGUUAAGACGCACCAUGGAUUGUGUUCAGUCUCCUUCUAACAAGCCUGUAAGUCGUUAAAUCACUC